UCGUAGGACGGCAAAAAUGCAAAACGGGAUGACGGAAACAUCGCGAGAUAUUUCCGACUUACUGAAAUUAACCCGAGAAAGUCCAUACUCGCAAGAUAACUGGAGUUCGGCUGAUUCCGAAGAUGAGCCCGCAAAGGAUGGUGAGCAAAGUCAGUGCCCAGCUUGUCAGCUCAGUAUAAACGAUGGUAAAAUUCUGUGUACACACGCAUCUGGGCAGUCGGGAUCUUGGAAGACUUGCGAGGAACUAUUGAAGAAACUGCAUACGCAUUUACAUCUAGUGUCAAUGGCCUACAAACCAUCUGGAGAUACACCCUGCAAUCUGGAUGCGUUUCAGGGCGCACUGGCUGCGAAAGAUGAACUUGCUCGCGUCCAAACAGAAAUGGCUAUUUUGGAAGGAAAAUUGCAAGCAAAUCAGCUUGCGUGGGAAACAAAAUCGAAAACGUUAACGGAAGUUAAUGCACGCCUGACGAAACAACUGGAAAGCACCCAGCUGAAGGUGAAGGAACUGCUUCAAGAGAAUCUGUAUUUGUUGUACAAACACGAUAAACUCGCACACAUGGGCUUCAAAACACCAUCAAACUCCAAAGUGGGAACUGAAACGUCUUCAAAUUCUUGUCCUCCAGCCGGUGUUUGCUUUCGCCGUUCGACUUUCGAGUUUUCACGAUCAUCUCCCCGCCAUCUUCUCAUAACCUCAGAGGCUUUUCUGGCUUUAUUAGAAACCAAUAGUCAGAGCUCCGCAUCUUGUUCCGUCACAUCCAACAACCAAUUUGCUGAACGACGUACUAGCCUGAACCGUAGCGAACUCCCCCCGUCCAUGCGCUCGACACCUACUCCAUCCAUGAAUAAAACGUCAAGCACACUCGAGCAAGGAAUCCAAUGUGAUCUGUCAUCCUUUGGUUCCUUGCUUUCUUUGCAAAGCACCAGUUCUAUCACAGCAGAUUGCUCCUGUUCUCCAACUACACAGUCCCUCUGUGGAUGUGCUAUCGAAAGUCUAUACAAGGAAACCAACAGUGUUCGGGACAUGAAAAUCACCAUUGAGGCAUAUCGGAUUGCCUUGGAGAGUCAGUUCAAGAAGAAUCGCAGCGUAUUUAAGGCGAUGGCUGCUCUGAUUCCCCACGUGCCGAAAACUACCUAUGCCAACUCUCCUCUCUUCACGUCACUCGUGCAUGACUUGCUGGAUGUGAACAGCUCGUGUGAUACUCCCGCUCCAUGGCAUUCUCCACUGCCAUCACCAGCAGAAGCACUGAAUCGGAUUCUGGUGUGGUUUUACCAGAAUAUGAAUCGUAUCGUCAAACACAUGUCAAUCUGUAACAGCGCACCAACUCGUUCUGGCAGUAUUGACGAGCACCAUUCUCCGGAAGAUUCGCUGGUGUGCAUCGAUAAUCUAGAUUUACGCAAGAAGCGGGGAGUUCGGGCUCAUUCCUUCCACGAAUCCUCUUCCGAUUCUCUGCCGUCAACUCUUCGGUCUUCAUCGACUCGGAAGUCCUUGCGGCAGAUCACUUUGGGCACACAACGCCAAAUUGAAUCAUAUCAUGCUCGCGUUCAAAACGCACGCUCCAUGAUAGAACUACCGACGGAAUCGGAUAGAAAAUCGUCCGUCGAUGCGUUCCAAGUACCUCCUAUACCCCUGUCAGAAUCCAGAUCUUCGGAUUUGUAUAGGAAGAAAAAGCCUGGGUCUUCGAACAUGAGUUAUGCCGCUAAGCUGUGUGCCCGAGCCCGGUCAGUGGAGGCUCUUCAUUCGACGGCUUCCACAGGUGGAACUGCCCUGAGACUCAGGUACCAAUCAAAUUCAUCCAUUCUGGGAGAACUUGCAUCCAAGACUAACGAGCUCGCUGAACUUCUGCUGGACCACCAACUCAUAAGCCACAUUUCCAGAAAGGCCAUGUGAUUAUUCAAAGUUGCCAACUUCUGUCGACUGUGAUACAGAUUUUCAUUAUCAUUCAAAGCGCCUGCGCUUCAUUAACUUUCAUCUUUUAUUUCCUCCACUGAUUUUCAUGAUUUAUACCACCCAGCCUGCACAUAUAACUGCCGAACAUAUCACUGUCCUUGUUUUUAAUUCCCACUGGUACUGGAAAAGUUUAUUAUAUCAUUA
Messenger RNA from Opisthorchis viverrini, 2092 nucleotides. RefSeq lists its product as hypothetical. The transcript is spliced from 11 exons. Lineage: Eukaryota; Metazoa; Platyhelminthes; Trematoda; Opisthorchiida; Opisthorchiidae. The coding region runs from base 17 to 1888 and encodes 623 amino acids. The record is from RefSeq and is a predicted model, not a curated record.